Molecule: messenger RNA, 3427 nt
Organism: Linum trigynum
Lineage: Eukaryota; Viridiplantae; Streptophyta; Magnoliopsida; Malpighiales; Linaceae
Source: the annotation of a GenBank genome assembly
CCACAUUAUAUUCAGUUUGAUAUAGUCCGAUACAAGUUUCGGUUUAGUCCAAUCCAAGUAUCAUUUCGAUCCGCUGCGAUCGAAUACGAACCAAACCGUUGCUAAUCACUAGCACUGACUAAGCAAUCUGUGGAAAGCAAAAAAUCCGGUUCCAGACAAACUUGCCCAAGCAGUUGCUGAAAAGCAUUUGCUUUUCUGCAUAGUAACAUAACAAACAAGCGACUGACGCAUGCCACAGCCUUGUUAUAGAUCUUGCUAACAAGUUUUCAACGAGACCAACUACCAGCAGAGCAAGAAAAACCUACAAGUUCAAUAAUCCACAUGGGGCUCCUCAGGAACAAAAUAAGAGAAAAAAACUAGUCGCCCUUCCACAAUUCUAAAGAAACUAGUAAGUGCUACACCAUCUGUGAAACUGCCACGCAAAAUGAUCUUUCAAGUCUCCGCCCCAAAAACUGGCCUCUGCUUUGAUUCUGGAUCCAACAAUGCCCCCCAUGUUUCAUUUGACAAAGUGUGGGCUAAUUAAGCCAGCGAUCUCCAGAAAUCCAACCUGAUCUUUCCCUGCAAAUAUCUUCUUCAGCUUCUCGUCACAUUUUAUGAUCUUCUUGUUUUCAGGAUCCUGCAAGAACACACAUACAAAGUUAGUAAGCUAAUUUUCAAUUUUGUUAACUUGUUCAAAGCUCUUAUUGUGGUGCAAGGCCAGCCCGGUUUGUCAUUCUGACAGACACUCGGAAUUAACCAGCAAGGUAAGAACUUUUGACAGACCUGCAUCUUCCAUCAUCUCAAACAAUACCCAAAGUUGAUAAACUAAAUCAAUAAACUAACUUAGGACAUUGAGAGAAAUGGGGACUCAACUUGGGAUUCUGUCACAGUGUCACUAGUCAAAUGGCAAAAGUUACAUCCCACAACCUCAUAAUCUCUAGAUGUUCAAUUUGUCAAAGGAUCCAAUUGAAUAAGAGCACUUAAGGAACUAAUAAUCCACAAUACAGCAUGAAAAUGGAAGAGAAGGCAGCAUAGAGAAGUACAGCAUUAUAUCAAAACAACAGGGGAGCAGCGUUUCUACUUCUAGCAAGUAGCUACAUUGAGACAAUCUAUUGCAUUCACAUGAAACAUGAAUAAUGGCAGCAGAAUGAAGGAAUGGAGGAAGAGAACCCUCAAAGUAAUACAAAUGAGAUUCAGAAAACCAAUACAGGAUGAAGCCACUAGCAAAAGCUAAAGCAGAGCCCUUAAUAUCAACCAUUCCACAGAAACCAAUUUAAGCCAACAAGACCACCAGAGUUCGUCCCAUAAAACCUUCCCCGUUGCACAAAAUCCAUAGUUACACUGGCAUAGCGGAAAUUUGAACCCGGGGCCAAUCUAUAGGCUACAGGUCUCGGUCGUUGAGCAAACUAGGGAUGUUGUCUAUCAAAUUUCCAUUGCAACUCAAGCUAACCCUAUCAAGAAUCGAAGUACGGAACUAUCACUUAAAACUCCAACUAGUAAAUCAUGUUACCCGAGUAAUUUCAUCAAACACAUAAUCCUGCAGCUGUACGGAAACCCUAUCACAAUUUUUUUUUUUUUUUGUUUUGUUCCUACAAAUAAUGCAGCAAGAAGCAGCGUACGCGAGAGAAAUAGCAAUAGCACGGGUAUAAAGGAUGAGAAGAGAAGACCUGGAGAUUGUGCUCCUUAAUGUGAGCCCAGAUGAGCUUGAGAGCCUGGGUCCGGGAGAUUUCAGGGGAGCCAACAAGCUCCGCCAUCUCGGGAGAAACGGGACGGGGUUUCAUGAUGCCACGAGGCUGGCGAGUGCCGGCCGCCGGCUUGGGAGACGCCGUGGCGCAGGUGACGGUGUGGACGAACCGAUGGUUAGGGAGCGUGGGAGCGGCGGCGAGAAGGCGGAUAGAAGAAGGGGAAGAGGCGGCGGAUGAGGCGAGAAAGGGAACCGCGUGGGCGGAGAAGAAGGUGGAGGAGAUGCCUGAGGAAGAAAUCGCCAUCGGAGCUGCAAUGGAGGAAGGGAGUGGGAGAGGGAUUCGGCUCGGAAAGGUUAUCCUGAUAUUUUGGGGCUGUGUGAAAAAAAUAAGGGGCUCUCCUCUCCUCCGCCGCGAAAGGGGAUAUAUAACGGAGAUUAUUAGAGUCCUAACCUCAGCACAGUAACCACUCUCGUCAUCGUUUGUUACUUUUAAAAAUUAAAUCAUGCAGUGGAAGCAACAAGAGAUUUAUUUGUUAUUUUUUAAAAAAAAUGAUAUUUUAGAAAUAAAUUAGAUUUUGAAUUAUCUAAUUCAUACUGUGUGCGGAUUUGUGGGCGGCGCGAACUAGAUGAGGCUGAGAGUUGUCUGUGAAUUAGUCUGUAGAAUAACCUUCCUAACUCCCGGUUCUCAGAAAAUCUUGAGACCAUGCACAAAUCCAGUCAAUUAUGCAUGAGCGAUGGAACCUCCCCCAAGGUUCCAUCACUGAGAACGCUUUAAGGAAAAGACUAUCAUCUUCUCGGACAAUUCCUCCUGCUGUCGUGCUCGGUGAGGCAUGGUUGACUUACCCAUCAGUGUUCAAGCGAGUCCAUCCAAGCGAUGGUGACGCCAAUGAAUCAUGCUGCUCUGCGACGCUCUCUCCCUGCCAAAGAUGCUUCUACUCUUCUCAAAAGCCUCAAUAGUUUGUUUCUUUAGUUGUCUAGACUCGAACUGAAACUGUGUACUAGUUUCAAGUUUACCUUCGAACUGAUGAUUGUUCUAAUCUGAUUCUUCCACAGGAGCCAGCAAGUACUUGCAAAGAGUGGGAUAUCUAUGAUGGAGUUGCGCCUCGCCAUAUAGUGAAAAAUCCAUGUGGUCAGAUCCUCUUGAAAGAAGUCAGCGUCCAGUUCACCUUCGAGGAAGUCUGACCAAACCGCUCGAGCAUAACUACAGACUCUUAGCACAUAGAGUAUCGUCUCCGGCCCUCCUCCACAUGUCGGACAUACUUUCCUUUGCGUUAGAUGGCGUCGCUUUCGCUCAGCGUCGGUAAGGAUAUGCUGGUUAUUAGCUAGCCACAAGAAGGGUUGCAUUCUUCGUGUAACUGGGGCUCGCCAAAUAGUCUUUCGAACCAGGCGAUAAUGGGCUUGCUUGUCAAUCUCAACAAUAAGCUCAUACGCAAUUUUCAUCGUGAAUUCCCCAGAAGGGGAAAAACUAUUAUGAUGUGUCAUAACCAAGAAUUGAAAUACCGUACCAGAAAGAUACUCGUAAGUUAUUUUAUACUAAAACCGUGGUUCAAUAAUUUCAUACUGAUAAAGUUUAUGUUUGGCCAACUUUCAUAAGUGCUUUUUGGUUUCAAAAGUUAAAGCAUGGCCAAAUACCUCUAAAAGCUUGACUUUUGAAAAGAUGAAAAGCGUUUUUAAAUAACUUAAAAGCAUAAGCGAAAAUCUGUUUUUAAUUAUCCUUAUCAUAUUUUAAUUAUAUUUCAGAAAAUAUAAAUGUCUUACAUUUAU